Tuber melanosporum (Perigord truffle) is the source of this 1960-nucleotide messenger RNA. RefSeq lists its product as uncharacterized. The record is from RefSeq and is a predicted model, not a curated record. The coding region runs from base 109 to 1764 and encodes 551 amino acids. Gene Ontology annotation, cellular component: cytoplasm. Lineage: Eukaryota; Fungi; Ascomycota; Pezizomycetes; Pezizales; Tuberaceae. The transcript is spliced from 6 exons. Gene Ontology annotation, molecular function: NEDD8 activating enzyme activity. Gene Ontology annotation, biological process: protein neddylation.
ACUGUUCUUGUUGAACUAUUAUAUAUAUUCUCGCCCUUGGUCUCAUUUCCACUUUUUGUGCUUCUCCGAAUUUCAAUCUCUGAAAAUAUUUACAGUUACCCUGCGAUCAUGGCUUCUUCACCCCCCAGCGGCUCUCCAAGCUCCAAGGAGAAGAAGUACGACCGUCAGCUAAGGCUAUGGGGUGCGAAUGGCCAGAACCGCCUUGAACGAGCACAUAUUGCCCUCUUCGGGGCUACAGCUACAGGCUGUGAGGUUCUGAAGAAUCUUAUUCUGCCAAGCAUUGGACGCUUUACCGUUAUCGACGAUAAGCUGGUUGAGCAAGCGGACUUGGGUGUCAACUUCUUUCUUGACCAGGACAGUCUCGGGAAGCCACGAGCAGAGAGAGCUGCUGCCUUGUUAGGGGAACUGAACCCAGACGUUGCAGGUGGGUUUAGAAUUGAUAACUUGGAGAGUAUACUCUCCAAUACCCCAGGACUCCUAGAUCCUCGUACAACUGAGUUCACACACCUGCUUCUGAUGUCACCAAUCCCAACCCCUCUACUGUUACAACUGCCUGCCGAGAUACCUAUAUUCUUCGUUCAUUCACUUGGUUUCAUAACUAGCCUCCGGAUUUACGCUCCUACCCAUACCAUUAUUGAAAUACAUCCCGAUUCCUUAGUUGAUCUUCGCUUAUUCAACCCUUGGCCGGAACUUUCAGAAUUCGCAUUGGAAAAGACAAGCACCCUUGAUGUGCCGGAAUCCGAGGGCGGAAUGGGUGAUCAUGAGCACGGACACAUUCCAUAUGUACUGUUGCUGUUAAAAUAUCUGGAAGAUUGGAAGCAGUCACAUCAGGGUCACCUACCGGGAAGCUAUUCGGAGAAAACACUUUUUAAAUCAAUGAUCAUGGAUAGGAUGAGAACGGGAGUUCCAGGUGGGAUUGAGGAGAAUUAUGUGGAAGCCGUGAACGCUGUCAUGGGAGAUCUACGAACCGCAGAACUCUCAAGUGGGACAAAGGAAGUCUUGAAUGACCCCGAAUGCCAGAGCAUCACAUCGCAGACGGAUGAAUUCUGGAUCAUCGCUCGAGCCGUGAAGGAUUUCGCGGGCUCCAACAAUGCGCUAUUGCCAUUAUCUGGGGCGAUGCCCGAUAUGAAAGCCGAGAGCCGCGGAUACGUGGCUCUGCAGAACUUAUAUCGCGCUAAGGCGUAUAGUGAUGCUGCCGCCGUCGAAAGGAUUGUUCGAGAUUACAUGAACCGAGUACAACACCCGAAACGAAACCAGAUAGAUCGUGAUGCAAUCCAGCUGUUCUGUCGACACUCAAACUUCCUACGGCGCUUGAACUACCGAUCAAUUGCUGACGAAUUUUCCAACUCUAAUGAGCAGCAUAAGGGAGUAGUCCUGGGUGCGCUAGGAGAUUGGGACGUAGAAAGUUCAUUAAUUCACCACUAUAUCGCACUUAGGGCGUAUCAAGAGUUCUAUACUGGCCAUGGCCGGGCUCCUGGGGAUACUAGUCACGAGAGUUGUGAGGAAGAUUAUCAGGAAAUUAGGAGAAUCAUAUGCGAGUACCUUAAAGGUAUUGGUUAUCCUGAAAGUCUGCCGGAGAGAUGUGAAAAGGUUGCAAAGGAGAUUGUACGGGCAGGGGGUGGGGAGCUCCAUGUUACUGCAUCACUUGCUGGUGGAAUUGUUGCCCAAGAGGUAAUCAAGAUUAUCACGCGACAAUAUGUUCCGAUCAAUAAUACCGUCAUAUUUGAUGGAAUUGGGAGCAGAACUCAGACGUUCGAGUUGUAAUUUGAGCCCCUACAUAGGUAACACGAAGCAUUGUUCAUUUUGUUUUGGCGUGUUGGUGGUACCCCGCUUCCUAUAGGAGGGUGUGCUUCGGACUUGCUCAUUGUGUAUAGCUCGCCUUCGGCACGCUUAAUAUUUGUUCUUGGACUCGACGAUAAGGGUUGAGAGGCAGUUAUGUACUUAUCAUCUGUUCCUUAGA